Messenger RNA from Aspergillus heteromorphus CBS 117.55, 1560 nucleotides. Its product is annotated as cytochrome P450. Gene Ontology annotation, molecular function: heme binding; monooxygenase activity; iron ion binding. Lineage: Eukaryota; Fungi; Ascomycota; Eurotiomycetes; Eurotiales; Aspergillaceae. The coding region runs from base 10 to 1560 and encodes 516 amino acids. The transcript has 6 exons. The record is from RefSeq and is a predicted model, not a curated record.
AUUCAAUCCAUGAUGGACCGCUGGACUAUGGCAUCGUCUGUGACAGACCUUUUUCAAUCACUUUUGCGAGUCGCGGGCUGGGGGGGACUCGCUGGUUUUGUCUACGUGCGCACCACCAAUCCCCGCGCCGUUGUGGUUGCCCUCUGCAUCCACAGACUGUACUUCCACCCGCUGGCGAAAUACCCCGGUCCGUGGCUCGCGAAGCUGACGAGCUGGCGGGCCGUCUACUACGGCCCGAUCGUGCGAUACGCGCCACAUCGCGUGAUAUUCGCUUCUAGUACCGGGUUCCACGAUAUCUAUGGCUUCGGCAAGAAUGUCCAGAAAAGCCCGUCUUACCACAGCAUUGGCCUGCGGAAGGGCUUCUCCAGCACGCUGACCGCGGUCGACAACAAAGUGCACGGUCGGAAGCGUCGCAUCCUGAGCCAAGGGCUGUCGGACCAGAAUCUAAAGCUCCUUGAGCCGACUCUCCUCCGCACGGUGGAUCGGCUCUGCAGUCGUCUCGCGGAGAGACAGGAUGAUUUCAGUCCUGCCUACCAGACAACAGACGAUGGAUGGACAUGCCCGAAGAAUAUGUCCGAGUGGUGCGAUUACUACACCUUCGACGUCAUGACGGAGCUCGUCUUCGGGCGCUCUUUACACGCGCUCGAAAAACCGGACUACCACUUCAUCCUCGACGACAUGUUGGCUCAGAUGCGUCGCGUGAGUAUCCUAACCGAACUUCCUGCCAUCGAGCCCCUCGGGCUCGGUCGCUUCGUCUACCCCGGGGCGCUGCAGAAGGCAAUGCGCUUCGGUCGGACAUCGCAAAUGAUCGUGGAGGAACGGAGGAAGAGCCCACCGAGUGACGGAGUCGUGGACAUCUGCUCGAAGCUGCUUGCCGCGAAGGAUCCGAAUACAGGCGAGGGGUUUCCGGCGCCGGAGUUGUACGCGGAAAGUAAUCUGCUCAUUGUGGCGGGCUCCGACACGACGUCCAUCGCGAUGGCGGCGACGUUCUUCUAUCUCACUCGGUAUCCCGAUGCGCUGGCGACGGCAACAGCGGAGAUCCGAUCCACCUUUGCCGACGUGCAGGACAUCCGUCCGGGUGUGACGCUCUCGUCAUGCACAUACUUCCGCGCGUGCCUGGACGAGGCGAUGCGCCUGACACCCUCGGUGGGAGGCGCACUGUGGCGGGAGGUUCUCGCCGGCGGAACAACGAUCGACGGAGAGUUGAUCCCGGAAGGAAUGGAGGUCGGCGCGGGGAUAUACGCGCUGCAUCACGACGAGGCAGUCUUCCCCGAACCGUCCGUGUUCCGACCGGAGCGGUGGCUCGAGAAGACGACGUCCGCGUCGAGCUCAUUUGCCCCUUUCUCCGUUGGGCCUCGAGCGUGUGUUGGAAAGGGGCUGGCGGUGAUGGAGUUCACGGUGGCGAUGGCGCGGGUUUUGUGGCGGUUCGAUAUGCGAGCGGCGGAUGGGCAGUUGGGGCGGGUUGGCGAGGGGACGGGCGAUCGCGAGGGCGAGUAUGAGACGCGGUGGUGUUUCACCAGCAUGAAGGACGGGCCGUUUCUUCAGUUCAGGGUGAGGUGA